Messenger RNA from Ictalurus punctatus (channel catfish), 3171 nucleotides. It is a transcript of the gene prlhr2a, whose product is annotated as prolactin releasing hormone receptor 2a. Lineage: Eukaryota; Metazoa; Chordata; Actinopteri; Siluriformes; Ictaluridae. Gene Ontology annotation, cellular component: plasma membrane; neuron projection. Gene Ontology annotation, biological process: G protein-coupled receptor signaling pathway. Bases 178 to 1293 code for a protein of 371 amino acids. The record is from RefSeq and is a predicted model, not a curated record. The transcript is spliced from 3 exons. Gene Ontology annotation, molecular function: neuropeptide Y receptor activity; neuropeptide binding.
AAAGCGAGGAACCUGAGUGGCGCGAGGACGCGCGCGCGCGGUUCUCCAUCAGCACAAGCGGCACGGAAACCAACGAAACCCGCAGCAGGGCGAGUCAAACACUGUUUAUCUGGGCUUUAAAGGAAAUUUGAGCCCAACCAGAAUCAGGCUGGUGAAUCUGCCUGCCAGCUUUCAAGCAUGGAGGCCAGUGGCAGUGGUUGGCCAACUGAACCUAUGACCUCUUGCUUCUUUGGCAACAUCACCACUGAGAACUCCAGCGUGGGUCGGAUAUAUGAGGUGGCGGUGCAGUCAGCAAAUGGCUCUGCAAAACGCAGUCCUCAGUUCGUUGGGGUGGAGCUGCUACAAUCUUUCAAACUCCUUAUCAUUCCUUGCUAUACACUGGUGGUACUAGUGGGAGUUUUUGGGAACUAUUUACUGCUCUAUGUCAUUUGUCUGACCAGGAAGAUGCACAAUGUGACUAAUUUCUUCAUCGGGAACCUGGCCUUCUCGGACAUGCUGAUGUGUGCCACCUGUGUGCCAUUCACCUUGGCGUACGCCUUUAACCCACAAGGUUGGGUGUUUGGAAAAUUCAUGUGCUAUCUGGUGUUCCUCAUUCAGCCAGUGACUGUGUACGUGUCGGUGUUCACAUUAACAGCAAUUGGUGUGGACAGAUACUACGCUACUGUACACCCUCUGAAGAAACGCAUCUCAGUCCUGGCCUGUGCUUACCUACUUUCUGGCAUCUGGAUCCUUUCCUGUGGCCUGGUGGCUCCAGCUGUGGCCCACACUUACCAUGUAGAGUUCAGAGAUGAAGGCUUCACCAUUUGUGAGGAGUUCUGGAUGGGCCAGGAGCGCGAGCGCCUGGCCUAUGCUUACAGCACACUCUUCAUCACCUACGUCCUCCCACUAUCAGCACUUUGCAUCUCAUACCUGCGCAUAUCUGUCAAGCUCCGCAACUGCGUGGUGCCCGGACACCACACGCAGAGUCAGGCAGAGGCACAGCGGGCGCGAAAACGCAAAACCUUCCGUCUAGUGACGCUGGUGGUGGCAGCGUUUGCAGUCUGCUGGUUGCCCAUUAGUGUCUUCAAUGUCCUCCGGGACAUCGAUAUAGACUUGAUUGACAAGCGCUAUUUUCUGCUCAUCCAGCUGCUGUGCCACCUGUGUGCCAUGAGCUCGUCUUGCUGCAACCCCUUUUUGUAUGCGUGGCUGCACGAUCGCUUCCGAGCAGAACUGCGAAAGAUGUUCACAUGCCACAGACGCAUUGGCAUUGGGAUACCUGCCAACAACUGUACCACUGCCAGCGUGGUGCUCUGACAAACAAUGAAACCGAUGAAACCAACCCGAGGGACUUAAUGCCACCAGCAAGAAAAGCUGGAGUGGUUACAGGCAAGGUUUGGGCAGUGUUUUGAGACACAAGACAUGUCUGUUGGUAACGUGGCCAAAAGUGUAUUUCUACCAGAUUUUCCACACCCAAACCUUUCUAUUAAUGCUACUGUGAACCUUGCAAGCUCACAAUCAAAACUUAUCACCCUCUGAUAACAAAUUCUACCUUGAAACUGUUCCAAGACUUGGUAUGCUGGAAGAGAAUUUUAAAAAUAUUUGUAAUCAUUAGAGAAAAUCAUGGGAAAGCGUGCCUUUUAGGAAGUUCGGAGUCAAAGAUGUAGAAUGAAUUCUGAGUCUGCCUUAACACUGUGUUGAAUGUAAUGAAGACAUUAGGCGUGUUACAAUAUACUCUGGCCACGGUUCAAUUUGAUUCAUGAUACUGGCGUCACGAUUCAAUUCGAUCUCCGAAUAUUUUGAACAAAAUAAGGAGAUAAGGAGAAAACUCCUUUUAUUAUUAUUAUUAUUUUUGAAGCUUAAACCAUGGAAAACAAAGUCUGUAUAAAACUAAACAAAUCCGAAAAUUGCAAUAAACAGAGGUUCUAUAUUGUAAACAAAGUGUUGGAAUAUUGUAAACAAAAGACUACAGGUUCAACAUGUCUUAAAAAAUAAAUAAACAAAUGUAUAUAUUCUCCCAAAAACUUGAAUAAUAAAUAUAAAUAAAGUCUGUGACCUGAGGAAAAGGAUCGAUUGAAACAUAAUGAGCUCCUUAGCAGUGCAGUGCAUGAGGCAUCAUUUUAACUAGAAAUAGAGCUCCAAGUUGGCUAAAAUGCCGGAUUUCUGCCGCCUCUUUCUCGGGCACUGUAGCUCGCAGCGGCGUGGGGUUGGUGUCAAUUUAAAGCUGCCAAAGAGCUCUUUUUAAUGAUUAUAAUGUGGUUUUGUAACCGUAUAACCUAUUGUGAUCUGGAGCUAUCAUUCUACAUGCUCUACAUACCUUGUGCAGAUUUGGAUCCCUGGUGUUCCAACAGUACAUUUGCAAUAGAUGCAUGCAUAAUCAAUAGAAUGCUGAUUUCCAGGAUGUAAAUCGUACAUUUCUACGACGCACAUCAUCGCAUUUUUGCAUUGCAUCACACUCAUUCAACUUCUAGUAGACAUUCAUUUUCUUGAUGCCUAAACUGUGGAAUAGUGUUCCAAAGAACAUUAGGCGCAUCAGUUAAAUAAAUGUUUUUUGUUUGUUAGUCUUGGAACUUAUUUGGUUAAAUGUUAAUGAUUUGUAGUAAUUCUCACUUAUUUACAUAAUAUGAAUCAUUAUUAUUAUAAUUAUUGUUAUAAAUAAUUAUUAUGCUUGAUCUGUCUAGAUGUGGCAAAUAAGGCCUUUUCAUUUUCAUCCAAAACAUCACUGCUCACUUGUAUAUGAAGACUGAGACAUGACAUUUAUUUACUAUAUUUAUUUAUUUGACCAUGUGACCUGGGUUCAACUUGGGUUAUGAAUGAAUGAUGCUUAUAAUACUAAGGUCAUGACCUGAUUUUCAUAGAGAUUACAGACAAUGGUAUAUCUCUACUGAAUAUUCUACAGAGCUGAAAACAAUCACAAAGUAGCUUUUUGUUUGUUUUGAAUGCUGUAGGACGUGAAUGGCUAUAUCAAUAAGGUACCAGUCAGAUACGUCUUGUGAUCUCUGUAUUUAAUUCCGACAUUAAAGUGCUGUACAAAUAGAUGUGAAGUGCAAUGUGGCAUUAAUAAACAAUGCGCAGAUAUAUACUGUACUUUCUUGAAUGUCUGUUAAUGUCAAUGCUGCGUUGUCAGAAAACUUCAGAAAAGAGCAGUUGUAUGACUGCAAUUUCAUAACAGAACAUCCUGGGGAUAAAAUGUAA